UGCUUAGAAGCACCAGAUCUGCGGAGGCUGCGGGUGGGAAGCAUUAAGCGGGAAAUGACCUUCACAUUUCAACCAGAGGACUUAAAACGAGACUCUAGUAAAAAAAUGUCUCAUCAACACUUGUUUCCAUUGGCCAUGGAGGAAGAUGUGAAAACAGCAGACACCAAAAAAGCCAACCGGGCCCUUGACCAUGAAAAAGAAAACACACGCUCCGUCUGUCUCCUUGAGCAAAAACGAAAAGUUGUUUCUUCCAAUAUUGACGUUCCUCCAGCAAGGAAAUCUUCAGAGGAACUGGACAUGGACAAGGUGACAGCAGCAAUGGUCCUGACCAGCUUGUCCACCAGCCCUUUGGUUCGAAGCCCUCCCGUGCGGCCAAAUGAGGGCCUCAGCGGAUCCUGGAAGGAGGGAGGAGGCGUGCCUUCCAGCAGCAGCAGCAGCGGCUACUGGAGCUGGAGCGCCCCCAGCGACCAGUCCAACCCGUCCACGCCGUCGCCGCCGCUGUCGGCCGACAGCUUCAAGCCGUUCCGCAGCCCCGCGCCGCCGCCGCCGCCGCAGCCGGACGACGGCAUCGACGAGGCGGAGGCCAGCAACCUGCUCUUUGACGAGCCCAUUCCCAGGAAAAGAAAGAAUUCUAUGAAGGUGAUGUUCAAAUGCCUCUGGAAAAACUGUGGGAAAGUGCUGAGCACAGCAGCAGGCAUCCAGAAACACAUACGGACCAUUCAUCUUGGACGUGUUGGGGACUCGGACUACAGCGAUGGAGAAGAGGAUUUCUACUACACUGAGAUCAAGCUCAACACAGACUCCGUGGCAGAUGGACUGAGCAGCCUGGCCCCGGUCUCACCUUCUCAGUCCCUGGCUUCGCCGCCUACUUUUCCCAUCCCAGAUUCAAGCCGGACGGAAGCUCCGUGUGCCAAAACCGAGACGAAACUGAUGACACCCUUGAGCCGCUCAGCUCCCACCACCCUCUACCUCGUGCACGCCGACCACGCUUACCAGGCCACGCCCCCCGUGACCAUUCCAGGGUCGGCCAAGUUCACCCCCAACGGCAGCAGCUUCAGCAUUUCUUGGCAGUCUCCUCCAGUUACCUUCACAGGCAUUCCAGUGUCACCAACGCAUAAUCAUCCGGUGGGCACAGGAGAGCAGAGACAGCACACUCACACGGUCUUGUCCUCCCCACCCAGAGGGACGGUCAGCCUGAGGAAGCCCAGGGGCGAAGGCAAGAAGUGCCGGAAGGUGUACGGCAUGGAGAACCGGGACCUGUGGUGCACGGCUUGCCGCUGGAAGAAGGCCUGCCAGCGGUUCACCGACUGAGGGCCCGGCUGCCACCGCGGCCCCGGCGCUGCCGCCCUCGCCCUCCGCUGCAGGUCUGCGAAAGCGCUUUUGCUUCUGAACGGAAUACACCUGAAGCCCAGGAAAAGCACCUCCAGGAAACCUGGUGGAGUCACAGCAAAAAAAAAAAAAAUAAUAAGGCCACCACGCUCCACUGCUCUUGCUGAGAAUCCAGCCUAGAGCGGCUGUACUAUUUUUUUUCCUUGAAAAGUCAGCCUUUUUUGCUGUAUGCCUAGAUCUGCAAACUGUGGACUUCUGUAGCCAUUGAGCCAACAAAGCCCAUUUUACAUAGAAAGGAGGCAUAUUUUGAUAAGCUUUCUGAAUAAUGCCAUUUCUGAGAUUUUUUUUGACAUAUUCAAAAAAAAAAAGCUCCGCAUUACUCGGUAGCAUUUGUACAGAGAGCAACACACUUGCUUUCCUUGUGAAUAGUAUUUUCCCGGUUUUCCAUUUGACUUCUUGGAGCGGUGCACAUCAUGAUGUGUUGCCCGAAAGCGCAGCACUCUGGGUAUCUCUUCUGUGUCUCGUUUGUUAGUUUGUCGUGUUGGGAAGAAUGGCCCCAGAACGAACCGCGCAGAGCCGUUCGCUUGGAGGGUCCCGGAUGGCAUCAGCUCGAAGGGAGAUCACCAGCAGACCUCAGCCCCACGCUGAGACAGGACAUCCCGCCAUAGUGUUGCGAGCAUCUAGGAGGCUUCCUCGGAUUUCUAAGAAGCCCUUGCUCCGAGAGGCGGCUCAACCGAUUCUCCACCUGUCACAGCUCCAUCAAGGACUGGCACGGGCAGCCACCUGGGUAAGCCUCGAUGCUUCUAAUCAGGGAUGCAGUGCAAACCGCGGAGCCCACCAGUCACUGCUUGUCUGACGGUGCCGGUGGCAGGUUAGUGGGUCGUGGGGCUGUCCCUCAAAACCCCACCACUGACUGGUUUCGGAACAGAUAGAGAAGUCUGACUACCCCCGCUGUUUGCUGGAGACAGUGGAGCACAGCCUGACGUGUCCCCCUCUGUUCAGAAAGACGUGGGAGGUCAGCAAACCACAGCCAUGCUAGGUGCACUUUUACAGGUUUUAUGCUUUAGCAUGUCUGGGAGAUGGGUUAGUGACCAACACAAAUGUGAUCUGAGUACGCGAAGGUCCAAAACUUUAUUUUUCUUAUAAAUAUAUUGGCACUGUUCACUUGGAAUGUGCUCAGAGGGGAACGUACAGAACACCAAAAGGAAACUGCAUGUGGGUGUAGGAGUCUCUCAAUUUAAUAGGACCAGGGCUUGCACUGCGUUGCAUUUAGCAGGUUUCCUAGCCUAGUAAGUUUGUUUGUUUGUUUGUUUUGGUGGUAGUGGUGUGGGGAAGAGAGUAGUUGUCACGUUCUCUAUAUAAGCUCAUUUUCUAUCUGUCCUGCUCUCGAUUGCCCUGCUAAAGAGUUACUUCUCUGCCUAUGCAAAGGAGUAACAGCACCUUUCAGGAUGCACUGUGUCAGGGUGGGGAGCCAACGAUCAGCCAUAGGAAUGUUCGGUGAAAUUGCACACAGGAGAGUUUCGUGUAUGUUUAGAGAUUGUCCGUACAUGUUUGUUUUAAAGAGUUGAAAGAAGUCAUUUAGGAGUACCAGAAAUCCUUUUCCUUUUCUAAGCAAGGGAAAUGGAAGGACACGCCACAGCGUAUUAUCCACAGCCCGGACGUUCACAGGUUUUGGCAAUUUUGUUUUUGGAGCUCUCGUGUGACUUGUUAAAUGUUAUUCCUCAGAAGAGAUCCUGUUCUCCUCCUUCAUUUAUUUUUCUCUUAAAAAUACGUAUUUCAAGAGAGCAGGACAAGAGCUUCCUUUAACUUCAUGUGUGAUUGAAAAUCCUGUUUCAUUUCAUGAUUACCAAUCAAUAGUAGCCACAGCAGCAGCUAUAAUGUGUGUUUUAGUCUUUACGAGGUCAGCCAGGAAAGGGCAUUUUUUGAAAGGGCAGAAGUGUAUUUGCAUCCUGAACCCCAGCAUGUCUUUCCUCCUCCCUGGAGUCCUUUCGUUUCACCUACAGGCACCCUCUGCUGUGACACAAUGCUCUGGCCUGGUCCGGGACGCUUGAGCUGGGGGCGGAUGGCCCCUGGGCCGCGGGAGUCCGGAGCUGGUGGACCACGCGAGCGGGUUCACCGUGUACUGGAAGGAUGUUUGGGGUGCAGUCCCAGAGCAGAAGCGGUUCUCUUGGGCAGAGCUCCCUGGCUCUUGAUCCUUGGAUUAGGUCACUCGUCAAAAACAAUUACAGUGAUGAGGGGCUAAGUCCAUCCUUCCCGCCUCCCAGAACUGUGGGACCCAGGGAGGGAGAGGUCUUCACUGUGGAGCGGUCCCUGAGGGAGGCGUUGCGGCUGUGCCCCCAAGAGGCAGCGCCUCAUUGGUUCUGAGCUCUGGCCUGGAGGAGCCUAGCUCAGUCCUUCCCUGGGUUUUCGCCAAUGCACAGGUGUGAGCAGAAGCAUACAGUUGAAUGCGUCCUCCCUGGGAUCUCUUAUCCUUUCUAAAACCUUCUUUACACAUAUCUUCUGCGUCCCCUACCUACGCGGGGACUCCUUUCUGCCUAGUAGCCCUGGUCUUCAUGUACCUUCUUCUCUGGCACUAGGGUGCACAGACCCUUGGUCCCUUCCUGCACAUGCCGACAUCCACUUUUUGUACAAAGGCAUGUAAUAACUGGAGAACCACCAAAAUUACCUGGCUGGCCUUGGGAAAAGAUUAACUUCUUGCAAGCCACCCAGAAAGCUAUGAAUUGCAAUACAGCACUGAUUCUAAAAGCCAAAAUUAAAAAAAAAAGACAUAGAGCUAUUUUGUUAUAUUUUGGAACUAAUGAAGUGAAGUGCCAAAUUAAGCCCAACAUUCAUUUUAUGGUACCAUGUUCUUUUAUGUCUUCAUUUGGCAGGGGGAGGUGGGGAGGAGUGCAGAGGGCCGUCCCAUGGCAUGCUGGCUGGUUAAUGGAGCUCCUCCACCCCACGGAUCUCAGAAACUUGUCUGAGCAAAAGGAAUGGCAAUACAAUGGAUCCUGGACCCAAAGUAUUUCUAAAUAAGGCGUGCUCUAGCCUUUUGACCUUUUUCUCCCUUGAUACUUCUUCCUUCAGAAAAUAGUUCUCAUCUCUGUCUAAAGAAGGCAUUUCGUAGUAAUGGACAGGCAUCCUUCAGGUCGCUGCAAGGCAAAGAGAGUUCAUCACCUGGCAGUAGUGUUAAGCCUUCGUCCUUCCCGGACAAUGUGCACCCGAUUUAUGGGCAGCAGUGUGACAAGACAGAGAAACACCCGGGUAGCAAGCGGGUGGGUUGGAGGCCAGAGAGGAGACACAAGAGGCCUAUGGAUAUCUGGCCCCCACUCACCUGUCAAUGCUGAUUGGACAGCGGUGACUGUCCCUGGACACCUUGGAGGGGGCUGUCAUGUUGUCCCUCUAGAAGCAGCUGCCUGAAGCCAGGAGAGAGCUCCCUUACGGGCAGCAGCUCCAGGCAGGGAUGCAGGACUCCAGUGCACAUCUCUAGUGGGCACGGACUUCCCUCCACCUUACCUGCCGGAAAGUUUCCUCUCCUGGUUGGUAAAAGCCAGGCUCAGGAAGAAGGCGGUAGGUUUGCCCUUUACUAGGCAAUCCCUUGUCCAGCCACAACUGUGUUGCAGAUGAACACUUCGAAUAGAGAGUGAUGGGGGUUAUAGGUCUUGGGCUUCCAAAAAUCUGUUUAAAGAAAUAGUUACACGAAUGGUGCAGAAGAUUUCUGAGACUGAAAUGCCCUCUGUCCCAUUUUGAGAUCAUCUGCGUUGAAGUCGGCUGUCGCUGGUGUCACCCCAACCCAUGCUUUUGAAAGCCGCCCUGGGCUCUGAAGUAGCCGGCUCUGCUGAUCCGGGCCUCCUUCAUCAGACUUCAUCGGAAAACGAAAGAGCAGCAUUCACCUGCGAAUGUUUGGAGGCAAGUGGCAAGAACCGUACAUAUAGGAGAGAAUACCUUGAGAAUAGUAGCAAAAUACUGUAAAUAAUUUCAUUUCCUCAGGGAAAAUUAAAGGGUAUGUGAAAGAUAGGUCUGGAAGAUCCUAAAACUAGAAAGAUUUUUCUUAUCUCCAGAGUCUUUCCCAGUCAGAACGGUUUGGGUGGUAUUUUUUUUUUAAUGAACAUCAUAAGUAUUUCAAGACAAAUUUACAUGAACUGGACAAUAUCAACUUUGUGAGAGCAAUGCUCUAUGGCAAAGAGCUGUUUCUUCGUAGCUGACCUGCGGUCUAAGGCUGACAUUUGAACCACAGGCACAGUUCCUGGUGGGUAUUCACAGACUCCUGUAAGGCUUUUUCUGAAUGUAAUUGUGAAUACAAAGCCUUGGUGUUCCUUUUCAUAAUCACUCGGUUGGAUGACUGUACACAGAAUUCUGUAGGCGAAAGCUGUUAAAGACAUGCAUUUUGCAUUAUUAGCAUGUUCAGGAGCAAACUUCCAUGGACUUUUGCGGACAAGGUGCUGCUUUUUCUCAUGACCCUGUAGAAUUUCUAUCGACCACAUCAACUGUAGCAUUGACCUGUAUGAAGACAGGGAAGGAUUUGUGCAUACAAAUGAGGGGGAACAGCCGAAUUCAUGAAUAUGGAUGAGGAUGUGGAUCAUUUUGGAGAAGGCGCUGGGUACAUGGGUCAACUGGAAAUUUCAUUUCUCUAAAAAAAAUCACCCUCCCAGCGGCACAUACACGCUCCCUGUGCCUCAUACCUGUGGGGAUUCCUCUCUACUGGGACUGUUCCAUUGUGUCUUUUUGCAUUGUAAUUCGUCAAAGCAGAAGUCAGUAAAUAAAGUGAAAUUAGCA
This is a messenger RNA of Suricata suricatta (meerkat), 6084 nucleotides long. RefSeq names its product zinc finger protein 704 (gene ZNF704). Lineage: Eukaryota; Metazoa; Chordata; Mammalia; Carnivora; Herpestidae. The record is from RefSeq and is a predicted model, not a curated record. Bases 55 to 1311 code for a protein of 418 amino acids. Gene Ontology annotation, biological process: regulation of transcription by RNA polymerase II. Gene Ontology annotation, cellular component: nucleus. Gene Ontology annotation, molecular function: DNA-binding transcription factor activity; RNA polymerase II cis-regulatory region sequence-specific DNA binding. The transcript is spliced from 9 exons.